Molecule: messenger RNA, 3967 nt
Organism: Ceraceosorus guamensis
Lineage: Eukaryota; Fungi; Basidiomycota; Exobasidiomycetes; Ceraceosorales; Ceraceosoraceae
Exons: 4
Coding region: 327-3563 (1078 amino acids)
Source: RefSeq, a predicted model, not a curated record
GUCAUGAGGGUGCGUAUACUACUAGUAGCUGCCACUUUGACCGCUUUGCUCUUGCUGCACGCAAACACCUUUCAUUUAAUGGGUCCAUCACUCGGUCUCCUGUCAGCUUCUCCCGACACACGCAUCCAUUCUCGGAGAGCGAGUUGCCUGUCAGCCCUUUGCACCCAGCACGAAAUCUUUCACUUGUGGCAAGACUGGAGCGGAAGCAUCCUUGACUCGUCCACCGACUAGCUCAAUCGUCAACGAGCGUGGCGAAUCUCUCGAACAAACAAGCGUUGCUCCCCGAGGCACGAGGCAAGAGCGACUCAGCCCCUCUGCUCUAGAUCAUGUCGAACAUGGCUUCCACUUCGCGCAGUGCUGACCAGGCAGUGUUACCCGCCAACGUCGAGGCGCCUCGACAGCUGUGCGUGCAUGCGGCCCGACCGGGCCCUCCCAGCAGCAGCUUGAGCUUGGGUUUGGGAGAUGCGGCCAUACCUGGACAAGUAUUCAAAGCUUCGAAAGAACGAAAUGUACGAAGAGUCAGAGGGGCUGCGGUCUGGUAUGCUCCUUUCGAAGGAGAAGUCAGGGUAGUCGAUUCAUCGACCAGCGAAGCGUUGUCCACCUAUCUGCUACCUGCUCCUCACUCCGGCCACGCCUACACAAACGUCGCACCUCAUCUGCCCAGCCUCAUCUCCUCUCCUCUUGUCCUCUUCAACGCUCCUUCCGCUUCUCCCGACAUCGAUACAGAUUCGAAAUUGACGCACGCCUACCUACCGGCACGCAAGGGAGAAGAGUAUGGUGUGAUGCAGUGGAUAGAGAAGGGUGGAACAGCAGAGAGAAGCUGGAUCUCGCUUCACAAACCUGCUGCUCAUUUGGCCCUGCUCAGUGCCACAGUUCUACUAGCGCUGCACGCCGACGGCUCGCAAUCCCUUGCAGACCUGAGCAACAAAGACAUGCACUUUGUCCAGACCUUUUUGCCGUCCUUGACGAGUCCUAGUCAGACGCAUUCGGUCCUCGCUGUGUUGGCGGGCAAGUCGGCGUGGGACAGAUUCCCCCCGCUCAAACCUAGUGCAGGCUUGGACGAAAGCAACAGCAAGGCUUUGGUCUUUUCGCUGUGUGGAACAGCGGCACCCGAAGUGAUCGGAGCGGCUUCAGCGGGAAAACGAAGAGGCAAAGGCCACAAGAGGGACAAGAGGGAAGAAGGCGCACCACAGGUACAGCAGUCGCAGCAGAGUGCAGAAAGCGCCUCGAGCAGGAAGAAAUCCAAAACGCUAAUUUUGCGCAUACACAUCGUCGAUCCGACUGCUUGCAGAGCUGAAUCUGAAGCGCAGGGUCCAAAUGGUCUGCUGGCUGAUCUACCCAUCCAGUCGGCACGCGCAGACGAGCUGCUUUCGAUGUCGCUGAGCAGCGACGCCAAAAGCCUGGUCACCUUGUCCAUUCAAGGAGUUCUUCAACAGUACACACUCAAUCUCUCGACAACAUCGGGCGCAUCCUCGCUCGUUCAGUCGCCGACACUCACGAUGAUUCGAUGUCCAUCGCCGCCAACAAAAAUGGCCAAAGACGCUGCUUUAUCUUCGACCUCUUCCAAGGUGAAGAGCCCUUCCCUACCUGCCGGCACCACCAUGGUGCACCUUCCGCACGACCAUGUGCUCUUCGUGCUGCCGCCCAGCGAAGGCACUUCGACUCCCCAGCCUGGAGCAUACCUGAUCAGCUUGGUGCUCGGCGCAGUGCUGGACUAUGAGCCUACUCAGGUGCCUGGCACUUCGGGAGCCCAAGGUCAGACGUCUCUGAGCAUUAGAGCUGCUCGGAUUGGAGGAGGCGUCCUCCUCACUCAGACGCGCGUGCACGGAACACGAGCUUCGAUGAGCAAAAAACACAAGGACUCCUCUGCCGCUGUCGGAUCUGGACCUGGAGAGUGUAGAGUCGCGAGCGUGCCAGUGGACGUUCCGAAUGCAGCUAGCAUCAAAUGGGCUAUCGGACAGGAGACUAGAGCCUGGACGAACGCGUUGCUUUGGCCUCCUGGCACGCCCAUCUCAGUCAGUCUGUCGACGCUGGCUUCUGCCAAAGCAUCGCAUGCGCAUUCAUCGACGGACCCGACGGCAGAGAAGCACGAACUCGUCGUGGCUCUACGAGCUGCAGACUCUGCAAGCGCCAAGGAUGACGUCUUCAAAGCAUGGUAUGAUGUGGAAAAGGGAAAGAUCGCUCAGGCGGAAGCGAAAGCUGCGCGCACUCGGACGAGCGAGCUUGCGCACGCUAGGAAAGUGGCCGCCCGCAGGAACAGGCAGGCGAAUAGUGGGACGAUGGGUAAGAGCGAGGAUGAGGAGGAGAGGGAUGUGCAGAUGGAGCUGGAAAGGUUGAUGCUGCAAAAAGAACGGGAAACGGAUGCGAAUGCGAAAGAAGGCAAGAUGCAGGGAACGGAUAAGCAGCAAGCGUCAAGGCCUGCCUUGCCUGGCGCAGUCGUAAGACUAGUGAUAGAACAGGCUUUUGCGCAUGCGCAUGCGCCCAACAAUCCGGCCGUCGCUUCCACUCUGGUGCACCACUUGAUGCUGUGGAGAAUGCUCUCUGCGAGUCAGGUGUUGCAAUUGUCGUCCACCGACGAACACGACAAGCAAGGCGAAUCUAGAGGACUCAUUGCUCGGCUGCUGGACCUGCAAGAAUGGGACUUGGCACUUUUGGCAGCGACGAACGUGUCGGAUGUUCAAGAGUUUGAGCUUGUCCUUCUCUUGCUGCGUUCUUUUAGAGCGGAGCGAGGACGAAAGCGGGGCGAUGCCUCGUCUAACAAGGGAGUAGCAACAGCAGCUUCGCCCGCGCGCGUGCUGGCGGUCCUGACUAGCAGACCCGAGCUGAUCGAUUCGGCAGCUUUCAAACAUGCUCUGCUCAAAAGUCAAUUGACGGAUGCGGAUCGCGUAGCAGAUCUGCUCGCGAGGUUGCACGAUUGGCUGGCGGAAGGGUUUAUAAAUCAGACGAGUCACUUGGGCAAGGGAAUAAAGGUCAAUGUGAACUUGGUGCCGAAGCUGAAGAAGAAAAGGGGCAACAAGCUAUCGCACACGGAGAGAGCGCAUGAUGAGAACAAGAUCGUCAGACCUGGAGUGGACGAGUGCCUGACAAUGUUGACGGUACUAUUGGACGUCUAUUUCCCGCUCCUUUUGCAAUCCCCAACAACUUGGAGCGUCCUCACUCGACUAUCCAAGACGCUCUCUCAACUCUUACGAUCUUCCAACGCCCUCAAAAACCUCUUGGGUCCUCUAUCCGCUUUCCAGCGCCUCUCUUCCGACCUUUCGCACAUUUCCAAAUUCUCUCCCAACCAGCACCAUCCUCAGCACCAUGCCGCUGCCGCAAAUGCAAGCGUGACAGAGUCGGAAAGACAAACGAGCGCAAGACGUACAGCCGUCGCUGCCGUCGACCUCAGAUCGGCUCCUACUGGCGUCAAGGAGACCGGAGGCGGAUUGGGACACGCCAAUUUGAUAGCUGCAAAGACGGCGCACAGGACCGGAGAGGCUAGAAAGGGAGAUUCGGUGCGCGUAAAGGCUAUUCAGGAAAGCGCGCUCGUCGGUCCGUAUACAGUCGAGAGAUUGGCUUUCUAGCUAAGCUUUCGUCGUGCGCCUUGUCCCUGCAAGACAUGUACCGCCGCGUCAAUCGCGCUAAUGCUCAGGCCACACGGCUGAAGUCUUUGUCCGCACUUUCUGUGCACUACAUUUGUUUUUCCUCAUUUGUCGAGCACGCGAAAGAGCAUACUGUAAUACAUGGCGCGAGCCUCGAGAGCACAAACACACGAAAAGAAGACGGAAAUGCGGUGCCAUCGGCAACGCCGUGCGCCGAGCUGAAGCGCGCCAUUAGUGUCCUACCUUUAUUUCCUCUCCGCUUUCCCCCUCCUCCCCCAUUCCCUUCCUCGACUGCCGCCCAAACAUUUUCGCCUCACUUGGACUUUUGUUCGUCAUUGUUCGCAGCGCCCCCGCCGGCACUGGUUGCGGCGGCCAUCCGCUUGCUG